Molecule: messenger RNA, 1437 nt
Organism: Huiozyma naganishii CBS 8797
Lineage: Eukaryota; Fungi; Ascomycota; Saccharomycetes; Saccharomycetales; Saccharomycetaceae
Gene: POP2
Product: CCR4-NOT core DEDD family RNase subunit POP2
Exons: 1
Coding region: 1-1437 (478 amino acids)
Cellular component (GO): CCR4-NOT core complex; P-body; CCR4-NOT complex
Molecular function (GO): poly(A)-specific ribonuclease activity; nucleic acid binding
Source: RefSeq, a predicted model, not a curated record
AUGCAAUCGUUAAACAUCCAACCACACGGUCUCUCCAUGGGCACGGAACAGCUUUUCAUGCAAGGCCAAGCGUCAAACGAGCCACAACAGCCGCCUGGCAUCCCUAUGAACGGUAUGAAUCAGAUGUUUUCUGCGCAGCUGAACCAAGGAAGAGUAUUGAACCAACAACCCGGCUUGUUGCCCAAUCUACAAGCAUUAACAAAUAAUCAAGAUAUGAGCAAUGCCUAUUUAAUGAAACAGAAAAUCGAACCGAUGCUUUCGCAACAAGCUGCUGUUGCAGCACAAGUACAAGGACAACUGCCACCUCAAAAUGGCCAACCGCAACCCCAACUUUCCCUACAAGGUCAAAGCCAACUUCAGCAACAACAGCAACAGCAACCACAACAGGCAUUCAAUAUAAAUAUGGGUUCGAUUCCGCCUGGGAUAAAUGUCUUACAGCAGCCGGGAAUGAAUGUGGGACAGCCCGUGUCAGCGCAACUUAACAUGCCCAAACAGCUUCAUAUGAUGAACAAUCUAAAUAACAUGGUCGGGACGGGUGUUGGGAUAGGAGUUGGAGGCGCUGCACCACCACCACCGAUGAUGUUACCUCCACCUAAUCACUUGCUAAUCAGAGAUGUAUGGAAAAACAACCUAUACCAUGAAUUCACUACCAUUCGACAGCUAAUAGGACAAUACAAUCAUGUAUCUAUCAGCAGUGAGUUUGUCGGGACUUUGGCCAGGCCAAUUGGAACCUUCAGGUCUAAAGAAGAUUACCACUAUCAAACAAUGAGAUCUAAUGUUGACUUUUUGAAUCCAAUACAGUUGGGAAUUUCGUUGAGCGAUGGAAACGGUAACAAACCGGAAAAUGGUCCAUCAACAUGGCAGUUCAAUUUCAACUUCGACAUCGAUAAGGAAAUGGUGUCCGUUGAGUCAUUGGAGUUGUUGACAAAAUCUGGCAUAAACUUUGAAGACCAUCAUCAAAAUGGUGUUUCCACGUACGAGUUUGCACAACUGAUGAUGGAUUCUGGGCUUGUCAUGGACCCCGAAGUGACUUGGAUUACGUACCAUGCCGCAUACGAUUUAGGAUUUCUAGUUAACAUUUUGAUGAACGAUAUUAUGCCGAACAAUAGAGAGGACUUUGAGAAAUGGGUUCACACUUUGAUGCCAAACAUGUUCGAUCUAAACCUAAUUUUCAAAGUGAUCCGAGACCUACAAAAUCCGCUGCCGCAAGGAGCUCAACAAGGCCAAACCUCUUCCCAGUUUACAUUGACAAGUCUGGCCGAUGAGUUGGCCAUUCCAAGAUUUCCGGUCUUCACAACUACAGGUGGGCAGAGUCUUCUGAUGCUAUUGUGCUUCUGCCAGUUGAAUAAACUAUCCAUGCAUAAAUUUCCUAACGGAGUGGACUUCGGAAAGUACAAGAACAUUAUAUAUGGUAUUGAUGGGGAAGACCUACGCUGA